CUCUCUCUCUCUCUCUCUCUCUCUCUGGAAACAUAAGCAUUACCAUCUGUAAGAUGAAUGGAAGGUUCUUGAGGGCUUCCCUCAGAAAAUGGAGAAGAUUAGAUACCAAAGAAAGUCCUUCGGAAAGCUAUGACCAGCACUGUUGUUCCUGGGAUCUGAGGCCUCGCAUCCAGGAAGAAGAAGAAGAAGAAGAAUUCAUCCCCAAAGAUGUACCGAGGGGUCACUUAGUAGUCUAUGUAGGAGAAAGUUAUAAGAGGUUUGUCAUCAAAGUCACUUUAUUGAAGCAUCCCCUUUUCAGGGCAUUACUGGAUCAAGCUCAGGAUGAGUAUGGCUUCACCCCAGACUCUAAGCUCUGUAUCCCCUGUGAUGAGAAUAUUUUCCUUGAAGUUAUUCGCUCCAUCGCCAAUACUCGGCCGCAUCGAAGGAUCUGCAGGUUCUGUCUUUGAAAAUCUGGAGAGCUGAUCCUUUUUUUUUUUUUCUUCUAAAGUAAGAUCUUUUAAUUUUGUAGAUCAGAGUUCUAACUCUCCUCUAAUGUGAAAAAUAACUUGUUCUUUACUUUCUUUUAUUAUACUAUAAUAAUGUGUAGGCAUGAUAUAAUGUUUAGCUUUCCCUUUCCUUGUUCCA
This is a messenger RNA of Macadamia integrifolia, 624 nucleotides long. RefSeq names its product auxin-responsive protein SAUR50. Gene Ontology annotation, biological process: response to auxin. The record is from RefSeq and is a predicted model, not a curated record. The coding region runs from base 54 to 446 and encodes 130 amino acids. NCBI's taxonomy places the organism in Eukaryota, Viridiplantae, Streptophyta, Magnoliopsida, Proteales, Proteaceae. The transcript has a single exon.